AUGGCUAAUUCUACGUCAUCACCGCCUCAGAGAUCUAGCUUAUCUUUGAGAAAAACAAACAAACCACUGAUGGAGAAGCGGAGACGUGCUCGUAUCAAUGAUAGCCUCACGCAGCUGAAAUCUUUAGUCAUUCAAGGCAGUAAGAAAGAUAGCUCACAGUUUAACAAGCUGGAAAAAGCCGACAUUCUUGAACUGACUGUGAAGCAUCUCCGCAAUCUGCAAGAGCAGCAGCAGCAACAACAGCUGGCUACUUGCAGGGACUCCACUUUAACUGGGAAGUACCAGGCAGGAUUUAUGGAAUGCGCCAAUGAAGUCAUCCGUUACCUUGGACAAACCCAAAGCUUUAGCGACGAUGUGAAAUCUCGAGUGGUCCAUCACUUAGCUAGCUGUAUUCAGCUCUCGAACAAAACAUCUUUCGCUAAGCCUUCACAGCCAACAAGUGUCCCUGUGACCACUUCAGUUGUGGCUACUGGAAUACCAACAACUGCACAGUUCACUAACGGACAGAUAAUCCAGGUUAUUAACAGCCAGUUUCAGAAUGUGAAAUCUACAAAUAUUACACAGACCAAAGUGUCACAACCAGUUCCUAUUGCUCCAGCUGUGUCAAGUUUACCAAUGACCUCAACAUCCAUUCCUGUGGUCAUCACGUCAGAUUUCACCAGCAGUGCAGCAUCCACGGCCUCCUCUCGGGUCAAAUUCACACAGCCUCUGCACAUCCAAAUCCCACCAGUUCUUUCUCCAGUCAUCAUCCAGUCCAAAGCCACACAGCACCAGAAGCCCCUGCAGCCUCAGGCCUUCCACAAAAUCCAGGACACGCUUCCGCAGAUCAGGUGCACAGCCCCACAAGAGACAGUCGUAUCCUCAUCUACAAUUUCUCCAGAAGCUCAUACCCCAUCCCCACCUAUGGCAGCGAAUCAUUCCUAUGUUUAUUACACCCCAGAAGACAACUAUGUCGAUCUCAUGCCAAGGUCGAGGACAUACUCCUUGACAUCAUCUGCAUCUUCAGACUCUGACUUAACUUCCCCACUGAAUCUCUCACAGUCGCCUCAUUAUUACGACCAGAAGGACAUCCACAGCUACUCCAGCGCACUGAACAAUCACUUUUCACAAACCUCCGUUGGCGGUAACACUUCACCUAGCCACAAUUUUCCCAGACACAUUUUGUACUCCAAGCACUUUCCUUCUGUUAUCGUUGAUGCGCGAAAGACAAUGGACAGCCACUCUUUGAAAUAUUUACACGCUAUGGAUGAAGACAGGAUGUGUUUUCGUCAUGAUGGUACUUCAUCUCCAGCUUCGUCUGUUGGGGAAGAAAGACUCUGGCGUCCUUGGUAA
Molecule: messenger RNA, 1332 nt
Organism: Candidula unifasciata
Lineage: Eukaryota; Metazoa; Mollusca; Gastropoda; Stylommatophora; Geomitridae
Source: the annotation of a GenBank genome assembly